CUGAGCUCGGGACUCUCUAUGGCACAGUGAUCUGAGAGUCCACUCCGGAGCAUCUUCGCGCCCCACCAGCCCCCUGGAUUUACCGCGCCGUUCGAGUGACCCGAUCGCCUCUCGCGCUGCGCGCGCGCACACCGCUUCGACCGGGUUAAAAAGAGAAAAGAAAAAUAAAAGAAGGACAUAUCGGUGUCGCUCGAUCUAACAGGUCCGGAGUGUGUGGAGAAGUGUUUCACGGCAAGGCAGCAGCCCGACUCGAGCAAGAUGUUGGACGGAAUUAAAAUGGAAGAUCAUCCCCUGCGUCCCGGAGCGGCCGCCCUGGGGGUCAUGCUCGGCACGGAGUGUAUGCACCAGGCGGUGUGCGAGGGGUGCCAGAGACCCAUCUCGGACCGCUUCCUGAUGCGCGUGAACGAGUCCUCGUGGCACGAGGAGUGUCUGCAGUGCGCGGUGUGUCGGCAGCCGCUCAGCACGAGCUGCUAUCUGCGGGACAGGAAGCUCUACUGCAAGCACGACUACCAACAGCUGUUUGCCACCAAGUGCAGUGGCUGCCUGGAGAAGAUCGCACCCACCGAGUUCGUGAUGCGGGCGCUGCAGUGCGUCUACCACUUGGGCUGCUUCUGCUGCUGCGUGUGCGAGCGACAACUGCGCAAGGGCGAUGAGUUUGUGCUCAAGGAGGGCCAGCUACUCUGCAAAAGUGACUACGAGAAGGAGAAGGAGCUGCUCGGCUCCCUGAGUCACGACGACUCCGACUCAGAGAAAAGUGACGAUGAGGACCUGGACGUCAAGCCAGAGAAGGGGUCGGGAGGUCAGGGGAAGGGCGACGACGGGAAGGACCCCCGGAGGCCCAAGCGGCCACGGACCAUCCUGACCACACAGCAGCGACGCGCCUUCAAGGCUUCCUUCGAGGUGUCCUCCAAGCCUUGUCGGAAGGUGCGAGAGACGUUGGCUGCUGAGACGGGUCUGAGUGUUCGCGUGGUCCAGGUGUGGUUCCAGAACCAGAGAGCCAAGAUGAAGAAGCUGGCACGGAGACAGCAACAGCAGCAGGAGCAACAGAACUCCCAACGGCUCGGUCAAGAGGUGAUGUCCAAUCGGAUGGAGGGAAUGAUGGGCUCAUACACACCCCUGGCCCCCCCACAGCAGCCGCUGGUGGCCAUGGACCAGAACGGCUACAGCACAGACCCAUUCCAGCAGGGCCUCACCCCACCCCAGAUGCCCGGCGACCACAUGAACCCAUAUGGAAACGACUCCAUUUUCCACGACGUCGACAGCGACACAUCUUUAACCAGCCUCAGCGACUGCUUCAUGGCGUCGUCCGACGUGGGAUCCAUGCAGGCGAGGGUGGGAAACCCCAUCGACCGGCUCUAUUCGAUGCAGAGCUCCUAUUUCACCUCCUGAAAAAUAUCCCCGGACAACAGAGGGACGGGUGCAGCAACGGAGCUCCGCAGGAACAUGAACAGCGACGCUUUGCACCCGAGAGCCGUACCUCCCGAAUCAUUGCGCCGCAAGGGUAAAGGAAAAACAUAAACUGCCAGAAAUACAGACAAGCAUACAAGUAUGACCUCUUCCAGUGACUUCUAGCCAAAGCGCUGACUUUGAAAACGGACUUGAAUACGACAAACCUCUUUUUUCUUUAUCCUGCUGUGAACACGAUGGAGGGAAGCAGAGUUGUUGGUUUUUUUUUUGUUUUUUUUUAAACCAGUGAGGCAUCAGUAGGACGUUUCCCCGCUGUAGCGCUCCUGCCUCAUCACGCCGGCAUAAAGAGAAAGAGUGUAUGUGUAUAAUCUCAGCCACUGAUCUGAAAACCUCAACCAACCAAAUAACCGUUUCUGAAGACAGGGCCUCAGAAGAUGCUCCCAUAGUGCAUGAAUCCACCUUUUUCUUGUGAACCGUACACCGCUAAAUU
Messenger RNA from Scleropages formosus (Asian bonytongue), 1897 nucleotides. RefSeq names its product LIM homeobox transcription factor 1, beta b (gene lmx1bb). Gene Ontology annotation, cellular component: nucleus. Gene Ontology annotation, molecular function: DNA-binding transcription factor activity, RNA polymerase II-specific; RNA polymerase II transcription regulatory region sequence-specific DNA binding. Bases 259 to 1389 code for a protein of 376 amino acids. Lineage: Eukaryota; Metazoa; Chordata; Actinopteri; Osteoglossiformes; Osteoglossidae. Gene Ontology annotation, biological process: regulation of transcription by RNA polymerase II; neuron differentiation. The record is from RefSeq and is a predicted model, not a curated record. The transcript is spliced from 9 exons.